CACGUGUUUAGGAGACGUCACGUCCCCCCAAAAAAUAAUGACAUUUGUUCGCGUUGUUUAUUCUAGUUUAUUUAUUUUAUGUAACAGCUGUGGACGCUACGUAGUCAGCGCAUGCUGACAUGUUGACAUCGGAGUGGCUACGUGUGUCUGCCCAGCGCGUGGGGAGCACUGAACAGCAGGACCUGCUCUUUGAGGAGAGGACAACGGGACACAGCCCAGACACGGUGCGAUGAGGGACUCGAUAACAAAAGUGAUGACGCAGGCAGCGUAAGUUUCCUUAAUGGCUCUCUGAGCACAGAGCGGAGGAAGGAGCAAAGCCUCCGCAGACUGACCCGCAAAACUCCCGAUGUACAUGAGAUAUUUUUCCAGGCUAUUGUCAGCUAUGGCUGGACCCAGGCCUGUGGUGCUUAGCGGCCCAUCGGGGGCAGGGAAGAGCACUCUGCUGAAGAAACUCAUGAAGGAAUACGACAGUGUCUUUGGCUUUAGCGUCUCCCAUACAACAAGAAAUCCUCGACCUGGAGAAGAGAAUGGCAAAGAUUAUCAUUAUGUCACACGGGAGGUGAUGCAGAGAGGAAUUGACAACGGUGAUUUCAUUGAGAACGCAGAGUUUUCUGGGAACAUGUACGGGACGAGUAAAGCCGCUGUGCAAGACGUCCAGGCCAAGAACCUCAUCUGUAUACUUGACAUCGACAUGCAGGGUGUGAGGAACAUCAAAACGACAGACCUCAAUCCCAUCUACAUCUCUAUCCAACCGCCAUCCAUGGAAAUCCUGGAAAAACGUUUAAGAGACAGAAAAACAGAAUCCGAGGAGAACCUCCAGAAGCGUUUAAACGCAGCCAAAGUGGAUAUGGAGUUUAGUAAAGAACCGGAUAUAUUUGAUGCUGUAAUUGUCAACGAUAACUUGGAGGACGCUUACGGGCAGUUAAAACAUGCCCUUCUUGAGGAAAUUAAUAAGGUCAAGAAAAUCAACAUGUCUUCGUAGGAGACAGCAGCAUCCUUUUUUUUUUUUUUUU
Molecule: messenger RNA, 1013 nt
Organism: Larimichthys crocea (large yellow croaker)
Lineage: Eukaryota; Metazoa; Chordata; Actinopteri; Sciaenidae
Gene: guk1a
Product: guanylate kinase 1a
Exons: 8
Coding region: 347-982 (211 amino acids)
Biological process (GO): purine nucleotide metabolic process
Cellular component (GO): cytosol
Molecular function (GO): GMP kinase activity
Source: RefSeq, a predicted model, not a curated record